Dermacentor silvarum is the source of this 2894-nucleotide messenger RNA. Its product is annotated as FAST kinase domain-containing protein 1, mitochondrial. The transcript has 9 exons. The record is from RefSeq and is a predicted model, not a curated record. Lineage: Eukaryota; Metazoa; Arthropoda; Arachnida; Ixodida; Ixodidae. Bases 170 to 2836 code for a protein of 888 amino acids.
GAUGGACCCUGUCAUGAGUGCGAGUGUUGUGCAAAACGAUGUUUAGUGUGUGGUUUUAAUCUUUGUAUGCGGUCUAUUGCACGCGUGUCAUGUCAUGCGACAAAAAAUAUAGAGACUUUUAGUAGAGUACUUUGAUGUUUUCGCCAAACACAGCCUACCAGCGUCAGCCAUGUACAACGCUAGGAUUAAUGUAACUGCCAGCGUUGCCUUCGCGAGACGUCUGCUCUGCCGGCUGCCGGCGGGUGCUGCCAGGACUUCCUACUGCCGCACCUUAUCGCAGGCGAAAAACCUGAUCGAAGAUGCUAAAGCAGGUUCGUUGUCGCUUAGCUACAAGGAUUACGUGCUUGAACCAGCAGGAGUACACCGGGACGACUUCAAGAAGCGCUUCCAUGCGUGCCGGUCUGUGGAUGAGGUGUUGCACCACCUUGUCUUUGCUGGGGAGGAUUCGAAGCCCGUGAAGCCGCAAGAUCUUGUCGCCUCUGCCGAGGCGCUUGUGAGGAUUCAGUACCGCAUACUGAGCAGUUUUCAGUGGGCUUACCGUGAUAGCAACAUCACAAUGCGCGUCCAGGCCGCUGCUAACUCGGACACUGUUGACAUGUUUCUGUCCCUCCAUCACCACCCGUCAUUUUCCGUCCUUCUAGACGAAAUAGAUAAAAACAUGGAGUGUUUCUCUUCUGAGGAGGCAGUUCAUCUUCUGGACGCUCUGCUCAAGCUGUGUGUUCCGAAAAACCACGACGUGCUCGUGAAACUACAAGAACGUUGCAUCGCGGAGAGUGAAGCGUUGGAUCUAGACGGGCUUGUCAGGCUGGCCGAAGCGUCCAACUUCCUGAAACGCAACGGAUUCGUCCUCAGCGGUCUCGUGUGCUCGCUUGUUCAGCGAACGUUCGACACUAUCCCAUUCACGUCCGAUUCUUACAGGAGUAUAUCGGCAAUAUUGUGUCACGUUGCGUACUUUCUUUCCUGCGAAUAUGUGAACUUUGUGCUGGAGAAAUUGACUGCUAUGCUCUCCUCUUACCGAGACCACGUUUCGCCGUCCGAUUCACUCCUGGUCCUAGAGGCGGCGGUCCGGUUCUCGGGGGACGCGCAGAAACUGAAGCCAUUUCUCGACCACUGCUUGCUGAACUGUGCCAAGCUUUCAAUGAGCCAGCUUUCAAAAUUGUUGCGAUUGUGCAGGCUAGGUCGUUUGGAAGCUCCUUCGCUCUUUGAAAAAGCGAGAGAAGUAGCCAUGCAUCGUAAAAGCGAGGGUCUCUUGCGGACAACAGACGUAGUUGGUUUGAUAAGCAUCUUUGAUGAUGUUGGAUGGAGUGAAGGUCUCCGAGAAGAAUUCACCGGUCUUUUGGCGAUACACAUGCCUGACGUAGAUGUCCUUCUCAUCAAACACUUGGCAAGCACCAAAUUCCUGAAGGAGUGCCGAAGCAAGGAACUGAUGAACUUGUUUGCAAAACGGUGGACAGAAAAGCUCACGGACAUCCUUAACACAGUAUCUAUACUUAGUGCGCUCAUCAAUCUUUACAACAAGACUUUCCUGAUAUCAAGACAUGCAAGAGAAGUGCUUGAGAGAUGCUUGGUACAAGAACUCAAGCAUGGACAGUUUGCACUAAACCCUGACAAGGCAACAGUGUGCUGCGGUUUUCUCUUCAGGUUCGGCAACACAAGGUCGAAAGAGUGUGCACUAGAGACCAUGGAGCGCAUCAAGACACAGCUGUCGCCUUUACAAUUCUUCUUCUUCUUUUACGAUCAGAGUUUUCUAGACGAAUUUUCAUACGAGCACAACCUCCCGCGCAUCUGGUGCAAGAGCGUUCUUGAAAGACACCAGGAGAUCCCGAACCUCCACAUUGCCUCAUACCUGAUGAUGAAGUUCUUCCCAACCGGUGACAGCAGGCAGCAGCAGUGGUGCAUUUCCAAGGCAGACGCUCGGCUCUGGGCAGACAUUUUGGAGGCUAGCACUCCAGUCUUCAACCACUCCACUUUCCGGCAGGUGCUCAAGUGUAUACUAGGGCACCAGUUGUACGUGCCUGCGACCCUUGAGGUUUUGUGCGAGUCGGCGCUGAAGAAGAGCCUCAAAGUACACCUCGCAUUGAAGCUCAUAGAGGCCUGUGCCAAGGUGAACUACAGGCCACAGUGCUUCGAAGAACUUGGGAACCUGUACGCCAACCACCUAGUCGAAAUCGCCGAAAUGGACAAGUUGCACGUCAUAGACAUACUUCGUUUUUCUCACAGCCUCUUGCAUUUGGACUGCUUUGCGGAGCGAUUAGUCCGCAAGAUUUUCAGCGUCAGCUAUCUGAAGAAGCUGGACAGCAUCAUAAAUGAGUGUCCAGAAAUGAAGGACGAUGUUGACCGAAUGCUGUUUGAAUGCAACCGGUGUGUUGAGCUCCAGUUCCCUGAACUUGAUGUUCCUUGGAUGUGGUCUGCACCUCCUUCAGCAAUCGAAAGCAGCUCUCGUGACCCACAGCGUGACAAGCUUUUUAGCAUGGUUGAAGACGUAUUGAGGGACCUAGCAGGAGAAGAUGGGCUAGUGCGUCCAAGGACACAGUCUCCAUACUUCCACCAUAUUGAUUUCGAGUGCUAUGCUGGAAAAGAAUUUGGCUUCAUAUCCCAGCAUGACUUCAAAGCCAAUCCUUGUCUACCAGUGAAAAGGUUGGCCAUCAUGCUUUUGGGAGAUGAAGACUACUGUAGGAACGAGAACCACUUGCUUGGGCCUAUUGCAACAAAACUGCGACAGCUGGAAAUACUGGGCUACACUGUCAUCAAGGUGCCUUGUAGUGAAUUUUCAAGCAUAGGCAUGGACUUUGAAGCGCAGAGGGAGUAUUUGCAAGAAAAGAUUUUCUCGAGGUGACAAGAGCCAGCUUCGAGGUUCCGGUGUACAGCGGAUGUUUCAUCACAGUCAGGUUUUA